AUGUGGUGCCUCCUCGUGCUGCUCUGCUCCCAAGGAAUUGCCUUUUCAGCAGGAUUCACAACACCCUCCACUCUGAAUUCAGACACAAGCCAGCACAGGAAGCCUCGCAACCCUGAAUGCUUUAUGAAUGUUAGUGAAAUUAUCAGAUAUCAUGGAUACCCCAGUGAGGAAUAUCAAGUUACCACGGAGGAUGGAUACAUUCUUGAUGUCUUCAGAAUUCCUGCUGGAAGGAACAGCCAAAAUACAGGGAAAAAGCCUGCAGUCUUGCUACACCAUGGUACUUUAGCAGAUUCUACUUACUGGAUUUCUAACCUGCCCAACAACAGCCUAGGCUUCAUCCUCGCAGAUGCCGGCUAUGAUGUCUGGAUGGGAAACAGCCGAGGGAACACUUUGUCUUUAAAACACAAGACCCUUAAGCCCUGCCAGAAAGAGUUCUGGCAGUACAGCUUUGAUGAGAUAGGUAAAUACGAUAUUCCAGCAGAGCUGUACUUCGUCAUGAAUAAAACUGGACAGAAGGAUGUAUAUUAUGUUGGUCACUCAGAAGCUUCAACUGCAGGCUUCAUAGCAUUUUCUACUUAUCCUGAGUUGGCACAAAGGGUUAAGGUGUUCUUUGCUAUGGGACCAGUAGCCACAGCCACACAUGCUACCAGUCCUCUGGUAACAUUUACACGUCUUCCCCAAUCACUGAUCAGGUUACUACUUGGCUGCAAAGGAACUCUUCACCAGAAUGAACUGCUGAAAGGGCCUUUAACACGGAUCUGCAGAUCUCUGGGAAAAUUUUGUGGCAGUGUGCUCUACUACGUAGCUGGGGGCAGGGUACAAAAUGUGAACACGAGCCGGAUAGAUACCUACGUAGCACAUUACCCUGCUGGAACAUCUGUACAGAACGUUAUUCAUUGGCAUCAGGUAAUAAAUGCAGACCAAUUUCAAGCUUAUGACUACGGCUCUAAGGAAAACAUGAAGAAAUACAACCAGUCUACUCCUCCUGCAUACCCAAUAGAGAAGAUAAGCACACCAAUUGCUGUUUGGAGCGGUGGACGUGACAAAUUUGCAGAUCCCAAGGACAUAGCAAAGUUACUUCCUCGGAUUACUAAUCUCAUUUACCACGAGCAUUUCCCUGCUUGGGGACAUCUUGAUUUCGUCUGGGGCCUUGAUGCACCUGAGAAAAUGUAUCAGAAAAUCAUUGAACUAAUAAGAAAACACCCUUAA
Haliaeetus leucocephalus (bald eagle) is the source of this 1209-nucleotide messenger RNA. Its product is annotated as lysosomal acid lipase/cholesteryl ester hydrolase-like. Gene Ontology annotation, molecular function: hydrolase activity, acting on ester bonds. The coding region runs from base 1 to 1209 and encodes 402 amino acids. The record is from RefSeq and is a predicted model, not a curated record. The transcript has 9 exons. NCBI's taxonomy places the organism in Eukaryota, Metazoa, Chordata, Aves, Accipitriformes, Accipitridae. Gene Ontology annotation, biological process: lipid metabolic process.